Molecule: messenger RNA, 1206 nt
Organism: Komagataella phaffii GS115
Lineage: Eukaryota; Fungi; Ascomycota; Pichiomycetes; Pichiales; Pichiaceae
Product: Alpha-1,2-mannosyltransferase involved in O-and N-linked protein glycosylation
Exons: 2
Coding region: 1-1206 (401 amino acids)
Biological process (GO): protein O-linked glycosylation; protein N-linked glycosylation; cell wall mannoprotein biosynthetic process
Cellular component (GO): membrane; Golgi apparatus
Molecular function (GO): alpha-1,2-mannosyltransferase activity
Source: RefSeq, a predicted model, not a curated record
AUGAUGCGAGCAAGAUUAAGCCUUGAACGAGUUAACUUGAGCUUUAUUACGUCCGUAUUUUUGGCUUCAGUUGCAGUUCUUUUCAUCUCUUUGGAGAUGCCGAAAGUUCUUGCAAGGGACCGCCAAAUACUCAAACUAAAACUUGGUUUCAUGGGCAGCGGACUCCAAAAAGGGUCCCUUGAGACAAGUGGAAAUAUUGAAAACACAGAAUCAAACAUAAAUUCACAGACAACUCAACACAUAGGCACCAUAGGCGCAUCAAAUGAACGAGCAAAUGCCACCUUCUACACACUUUGUCGAAAUGAAGAGCUCUAUCAAAUGUUGGAGACAGUUCAGAACUAUGAAGACAGAUUUAACAGUAAAUUCAAGUAUGAUUGGGUAUUUCUGAAUGACUACCCGUUCACUGAUGAGUUCAAAAGGGUAAUCUCCCAUGCAAUAAGUGGUGAGGCAAAAUUUGGUCAAGUACCGGCCUCUCAUUGGAGAUUUCCGGAUCAUAUUGAUCAGCAGAAAGUAUACGAGUCGAUGGAUAAAAUGGACUCAGACAACACAACAGGCGAUUAUCUGGGGCUCCCUAUUCCUUAUGCUAAAAGCAUAAGCUAUAGACACAUGGUUGAACCUGAUGUCAAGUUAUACUGUGAUAUUGACUACGAUGUGUUCAAAUCAAUGGAGCAAAAUGGCAAGAGAUACGGUUUUGUCAUCUCAAUGAUGGAAUUUGAAAAGACAAUCGAAUCAUUGUUUAAAGAAGUGAAAAAUUACCUCCAAAUGAAGGGGGUGUCACGAUUGCUUGAGGAUACUGAUAACUUAUCUGAUUUUGUAUACGAUGAGCUAUCGGGUGACUAUACAUUGUGUCAUUUCUGGUCCAAUUUUGAAAUUGGAGACCUGGAUUUUUUCAGAGGUCGAGAGUACAAUGAAUUCUUUGACUAUUUGGAUAGCAAAGGAGGUUUCUACUAUGAAAGAUGGGGGGAUGCUCCGAUUCAUUCCAUAGCAGUAAGUUUAUUCAUGCAAUGGAACGAUGUCAAGUGGUUUUCAGACAUUGGAUAUAGGCAUCCACCGUACCUUUCCUGCCCGCUUUCUGAAGAAGUGAGGUUAGAGAAAAAAUGCUCAUGUGAUCCAAAGCAGGACUUUACCAUGGACGCUUAUAGCUGUACAAGGUUCUAUCAGGACAUUAUAAGAGAUAAACAGAAAUCUCAGGGAAGCAACCCCUGA